GAGGCGCCCUCGCGACGAUCUUGAUACUUGCCUUCCAGCUCUCCCUCGCAUGAAAAAGUCCUGCUUAAGGUCAUCCAUUGCCGUUGAUUCAGACGCAGACCAUGGCUCUGUUCCCCUUGGCAAGAAGCAUGUUGCCUUUGGCGAGGAAGGAAGUGAGCAAGUCUUUCAAGCUGACGAGUGGGACCGCGCCCCAACCGAAAUAUUACAACGCCCCUCAUACGACGAUGGACUGGAGCUCAAGAUGAUUCAGCGUUCCCCGCCUCGCGCUCAGCAGCCAUGCAUCCCACCCCUGCAACAACAGGAUAUCCCAGGCGGGCCGCAACCGAUGGCCAAUGGUAAUAUAGCGUGUCAAGGGUCGAUUCAAGGCGCGCCCAUGAACAACUUCCCGCCACAUCCUGGUGGCUAUUACAUGAUGAUGGCGAAUGCAAAUCCACACAUGCAGUACCACCACGCCCAUUCUGGCUAUUACGGUGGACAUGCCCACGUACUUACACUCCCCAUCAUACCCACAACCGCAUCCUCCCCGCCUCCCCUCAGCGAACCCUCUUCCAUGGACAUCAACAUACACAACUCUCCUUACGAUGAUCCUGACGGAAUAGCUAGCUACUCCAUGGCAGACCAAGACGGUAGUGAGAUGUUGCAUUUUAGCGGUAUGAUUCUGACCCCCUCCCUCCCAUCUAUGCAACCACAGGUUCAGUCUCUCUGGUAUGUUUAAUUGAAAUAUACACCUGGCUUACCUGGCCACCUAGGCUUCUACUUCUUCUUUGAAAACAACGAUGACAGAGGAACCCACCAAUCAAGAAUUACCAGUUUCUGCGUCAGAUCCGCUGAAAGAUCUUACCAACGAACUCUUGGGAAUAUCGUACUAUCCGGUUGCUUCCGGAGGUUUUGGGGACAUCUGGAAGUGUCUUUUAGUGAAGUCCAGUGAGACCGUCCAGGUAGCAGUGAAGACCAUUCGGGCUUUCGAGUCAG
This is a messenger RNA of Suillus paluster, 972 nucleotides long. RefSeq lists its product as uncharacterized. The transcript is spliced from 4 exons. The record is from RefSeq and is a predicted model, not a curated record. NCBI's taxonomy places the organism in Eukaryota, Fungi, Basidiomycota, Agaricomycetes, Boletales, Suillaceae. Bases 50 to 715 code for a protein of 221 amino acids.